This is a messenger RNA of Lagopus muta (rock ptarmigan), 530 nucleotides long. It is a transcript of the gene RPS17, whose product is annotated as ribosomal protein S17. The transcript is spliced from 5 exons. The record is from RefSeq and is a predicted model, not a curated record. Gene Ontology annotation, cellular component: ribosome. Gene Ontology annotation, molecular function: structural constituent of ribosome. Bases 81 to 488 code for a protein of 135 amino acids. Gene Ontology annotation, biological process: translation. Lineage: Eukaryota; Metazoa; Chordata; Aves; Galliformes; Phasianidae.
UGUGCGCUGCGCGCGCUUCCGGCGUCCACUCCCGCUUCCGCCCCUCCUUUGCGUUCUCUUUCUCUGCGGCAGCUGCAGCCAUGGGACGCGUGAGGACGAAGACGGUGAAGAAGGCGGCGCGGGUGAUCAUCGAGAAGUACUACACCCGGCUGGGCAACGACUUCCACACCAACAAGCGCGUGUGCGAGGAGAUCGCCAUCAUCCCCAGCAAGAAGCUGCGCAAUAAGAUCGCGGGGUAUGUCACCCACCUGAUGAAGCGCAUCCAGCGGGGCCCCGUCCGGGGCAUCUCCAUCAAGCUGCAGGAGGAGGAGAGGGAGCGCCGGGACAACUACGUGCCCGAGGUCUCUGCUCUCGAUCAGGAGAUCAUUGAAGUGGACCCGGACACCAAGGAAAUGCUGAAGCUCCUGGACUUCGGCAGCCUGUCCAACCUGCAGGUCACGCAGCCCACCGUGGGGAUGAACUUCAAAACGCCGCGAGGCGCGCUCUGAGCCGCUCGCUGUGUUGCUUUUACAAUAAAUGUGGGAAACCAA